AACAGCCAAGCAAAAACUCAUAUCACUCUGUAGUCUCUUAUAAUGUGGUUGUGUCAUGGCAACAUAUUUCAGCAGGUAUAUAAGAAAUUUCUUUUAAAAAUAUGAUACGUAGCUGGUCACUAAAUGUACCAUAACUGAUGGAUUUGUCCCUUGGUUUUUAGUCGAGUCUUCCAUUGAAAUAACGCAAGAAGAUGGAAGACGUGUCUUUGGGGACCAUGCUGGCUUACACAAGGAGCCGCAAAACCUCAAGGAGAACCACGUUUCAGGACGAAUUACAGGCUGCAAUCUCAGCCAGGGCUCAGAGGAGUACCUACGAGGAAAGGUAUUCUUACGCAGAUGACUUUGACGAUGAAGAUGAUAUAUUUAAGGAACUGCUACAUUUUUCCAAACAGAAGAAGACUGGGGCAUUGAAAUUGGAUAAGAAGAAAUCCAAAAUCAAUGACUUCAGGCUCUCUGAUGACGAGGACGAAAACGCGAAACCCAAGCGAGUAUCAUUUCUAAAGACACAGAAAAAGACAUCCUGCCCACCCCCAGAAGUUCCGGAACAGAGGCAGAGCCCGGAGGCACCUGUAGACAAUGGUUCGGAUGGUAGCCAUAGUGAUUUCGUACAGCCGGUUCACUCUAGAAGCAAUGUCCUGGAUUCCAGGGAGUCUCCGACCUUGGAGAGGGGUCAGUGGGAAUGCCCUUCACCCCGUGACACUGGCGAGGUCAGACCAGAGGCAAGAAUUGCAGAUGAAGAAGAUUCCAGCCUCCAGCCUAAGGAACCAAGCACAUUACAGAGCAGCUCCACAUGUUCUGGUAGUGUUUUGGAAGAUGAGUUGCCCAAACCAAAGCCUCGUCAGAGGACCCUGAAGUUCCCCACUAACAUGGAGAGCGAGUCGCUGCCAGAGAGGCCUCUCACAUCAUCUGUGUCCAUCCCCCUGUACCCCACGGAGAUGGACAGCAUCACAAACAGGGUCUUCCACAGCUCUAGUCCCCAGAGGGCUCCCAGAGAAGACGUCUCCGUUUCAGCCAAGUUCAGCACACAGACGUUUUCUGCUGAAGACCAGCUUGACAUUUCUGUCCACAAAUCCACACCUGGCUCAGUGAGCAAAGAGUCGUGCGCUUUGGAAGACGGAGAAGAAGGAAAUUCACAAAAAAACAGCACGUCCUUUGAAGAGAAGCAGGAGGACACUGCAGAUGGAUCCCAGCUUAGCGGAAACAUGGAGAGCUGUGUCGCAGAAAAUUCCUACAAGGCCAGGGAGAGGCCGGCAAGUUCCUUCACGGCCAGAUCUCAGAGGACCCAAAUCUGCCGCCCGCACACAGCACAAUCCCGAUAUCUGGGGACGCUGAAAGUAUUGGAUCACAAAGUGUACACUAAAGAAUCCCAGGCUGAAAAUGCUGACUCUUUGAGGGCCACGGUGUACCAGGAGUGGCUAAAAGGUAAAGAUCAGAAAACGAAGGAAACACUGAGGGUCAAAAAACAAGAAGAGAAAACAUUAGCGGAGAAAAAGAUUCAGGAAGCCCUGGAUAAAACAGGUGAAGCCAAAGCAUCAUUUGAAGCCUGGAAGGAAAAGAAAGCAGAAGUCACGAAAACGAAAAUGCGAGCAGAGCGUGAAAAGAUCAGGAAGCAGCAGAUGGAAACAGACGAGAAGGAGGAGAAGAGAGAAGAGGCCAAGAAGGUCUUUGAGAAGUGGAAGCAGGACCAGGACAAAUGUCUGAGGGAGAGGCAGCAGACGGAGAAGGUGAGCGAAAGCAGGCUGAAGCAAAAGCGGGAGGAGCAGACGGAGAUGAGGAGGAGAGAGUGUACGUCAGCCUUCAGCAAGUGGAGUGAAAAAAAGGAGGAGGUCAUUCAAGAAAAAGUGAAGUCGGAGCGUCGGCAGAAGAAGAUAAAGGAAGAGGAAGAGAAAUAUGAGAAAGAGGAGAAGAGCAGAAUGGCCCUGGAGAUGUAUGAGACGUGGAUGCGACGGAAGGAGCGUCAGAGGCGACGAGAGAGGAGACAAAGGAGAAUCGACUCCAUUCUGCUGGAGGCCCCUCCUCCAUGGAGCCCACCCAGUAAGACGGUACCCUAUGGGAAAUAGACUCACAGUUUCUUUAACUUAUGCAUUACGAUGCAGCCAGACCAGGAUCUCUGUGUUGUGACUAAAACAUGGCUGUACAUAUUUUGACAAACGUGUAUAAAUAUAUUUGGAAUCCUUUAUUAAAUGUAUUGUAGCUUA
This is a messenger RNA of Brienomyrus brachyistius, 2198 nucleotides long. RefSeq names its product microtubule-associated protein 9 (gene map9). The coding region runs from base 192 to 2060 and encodes 622 amino acids. The record is from RefSeq and is a predicted model, not a curated record. Gene Ontology annotation, cellular component: astral microtubule. The transcript is spliced from 14 exons. Gene Ontology annotation, biological process: mitotic cytokinesis; regulation of mitotic cytokinesis; mitotic spindle assembly. Gene Ontology annotation, molecular function: microtubule binding. Lineage: Eukaryota; Metazoa; Chordata; Actinopteri; Osteoglossiformes; Mormyridae.